AUGAGCGACCCGGACACGAAAGAGCAGGUUCUCUUAUCAUGUCCAUUCUGUGAGUUUGAAGAGUAUGACUCGGAAUUUCUCAGUCAGCACGUGGCGUAUUGUCACCCUGAGGACCCAGAUGUUGCAUCUCAGUCUACAUACACGCAUCAGAGUUUGACGGCAGCGGAGGAAGAUCGUCGAGCGACACAGGCAGACGAAUCUUUGACCGUUUUGGACAACAUGGAAGACCUUUAUACUCCUUGCCCCCACGGCUGUGGCGAGACAGUUGCCAAAGCUGAGUUACAGCUGCAUUUGGACCUGCAUGUGGCAGAAUCAAUAGCCCUCAAUGAGACGGGCGGCCUCCAUUUGCAGUCUGUAGAUAGUGAUGAUGAUGGCCGAAUUGACAGAAGUUCUGAGGAUAAGAACGGGAAUGACGAUGAAGACCUGCACCAAGACGACCUCGUUGUACAUGGAAAAGACAUUGUUCUCAAAGGGAAGGAUACAGAUAAUCACCGAAGGAAAAAGAAAGACGUAUCCAAAUCAAGCCAACAUGGGAACAAGGGUACCAGGAGAUUAGGCCGGAAAGAACUGGGCCCAUACGCCCACGAGAAACGGAUGCCCUCGUGGUUGCAAAAGCUACUACUAUCUGGUCAUAUAGAAAACACUCAAACGAAGAUCGGUCCCAACGGUUCACUCAUCAAGGAAAAAGAUCUUUCUGAAAACGAGACUUCACGAGUCAUUCCAACGCUGAUCGAGCUGUGUCGACAUGAUACUAGCAUCCAGAGGGCUUUCUUCUGUAGCCCUCGAGUCCGUCAUAUCUUCAAAUUCAUGAGAGAAGGCGGUUUUUGCGGAUAUAGAAAUAUACAGAUGCUCAUUUCACAUAUUAUUGAUGCUCGAAGACCUGGAUAUGAACAUUUUUCAGGCCGCAUACCAUCGAUAUUGGAGUUGCAGGAUAUGAUUGAGCAGGCGUGGGACAUGGGUUUCAACAGUAGUGGACGGAUCGAGACUGGGGGUAUCAAGGGGACGAGAAAGUAUAUCGGGACUCCAGAGGCCCAGGCUCUUUUUCAAAGUCUCGGGAUCAAAUGCAUCCCCGGAGCUUUCGCUUCUACUGGAGGAUUUCGAGCCUACGACAUGCUCCUGCAAGAUGUAGCAAACUAUUUCCGAUCCGGCUGUCCUGCUUCACUUUUAGAUAGUGACGAAAAGAUUCUAGAGACCGAUCUUCCGCCCGUAUACCUUCAACAUCAAGGUCAUUCGUUGACAAUUGUCGGCUUCGAAAUCAACAGUGCUGGAAGUGCCGAUUUACUAGUCUUUGACCCAAUGUUUAGGACGUCACCGGCAAUUCAACGGUUGAUUGGCAAGUUUGUGAGACCAUCAGAUCCAUCUCGCAUAUUGAAAGCUUGGAGGAGAGGGCCACCAUAUUUACAAAAGUACAAGGAGUUUGAGGUACUGAAGCUGGUGCCUGAGUGA
This is a messenger RNA of Talaromyces stipitatus ATCC 10500, 1446 nucleotides long. RefSeq lists its product as uncharacterized. Lineage: Eukaryota; Fungi; Ascomycota; Eurotiomycetes; Eurotiales; Trichocomaceae. The transcript is spliced from 4 exons. Bases 1 to 1446 code for a protein of 481 amino acids. The record is from RefSeq and is a predicted model, not a curated record.